CUACACUCAGAACCUCUCAUCUUUGUCUUUGCGGACAAACAUAGAAACAUAACAUUGUUCUCUCUUCUUCUUUCCAUAAUUCAACAAUUUUCAUUCAUACUCCUCCAAGUUUUGUUCUUUUUCUUAGUUUAGCAUAAUAACCAUGUCAUUAUCAUCUAUGUCUACUCACUCAUCUCUUUACUCUUCACUUUCAUUCCCAAAAAUAAACUCUAAGCAAAAUCCAACUUAUUUUUUUCCCACCACCAAGUUGUUUUCUUCAAGAAACCACUCUUUCUCAAACACCCUUUUGUCAAGGCCCUUCCUUUUUGUGGUUAAGGCUUCAACCGAUGCAUCCAAACAAGAGAGUGAAGGAGAUGAGGAACCAUAUGAAGAGUAUGAGGUAGAGAUUGAUCAACCUUAUGGAAUCAAAUUUGUUAAGGGAAGAGAUGGUGGAACUUACAUUGAUGCUAUUGCACCUGGAGGUUCAGCUGACAAAGCUGGAGUUUUCAAUGUUGGGGAUAAAGUUCUUGCCACUAGUGCUGUUUUUGGGACCGAAAUUUGGCCAGCUGCGGAAUACGGGAGGACAAUGUACACAAUUCGCCAACGAAUUGGCCCGUUACUCAUGAGAAUGCAGAAAAGAUAUGGAAAGAUAGAAACGGGUGGUGAGUUAACCGAAAAGGAGAUCAUCAGAGCUGAGAGAAACUCUGGUGUAGUUAGUAGCAGAGUGAGGGAAAUUCAAAUGCAAAACUACUUAAGGAAAAAAGAAAUGAAAGAGCUCCGAGAAAAGGAUUUGAGAGAAGGCUUGCGUCUAUACAAGAGUGCUAAAUAUGAGGAAGCACUAGAGAAGUUUGAGUCUGUUUUGGGAUCAAAGCCAGAACCUGAUGAAGCAGCAGUUGCAAGUUACAAUGUUGCUUGUUGUUACUCUAAGCUAAACCAGAUUCAAGCUGCACUUUCUUCACUUGAAGAAGCUUUGCUUUCUGGUUUUGAAGACUUCAAGAGAAUCAGAACUGAUCCUGACCUUGCUAACGCAAGGACGUCGGCAGAAUUCGAUCCGUUAUUGAAAAGAUUCGAUGAAUCGUUUAUCAAUGAGAGUGCUAUCAAUGCCAUCAAAUCUAUUUUUGGAAUAUUUGAUAAGAAAUAACCCUUUUGUGUGGAUACAAAAGAAUUGGCUGAGCAAUUUGAUUCCAUCACAUUUGAUUUCUCAAUGUAUAUUUUUGUUGUUAACUACAGGUCUCAUUUUUUGUCACUUCGGUGGGAUCUUGUUAUUAUACUCAUAUGUAAUAGUUUGAUAUAAGAAACUUAUUAUGAUCAAUAAAACUGUCCAUUUUCAACAACAA
This is a messenger RNA of Cicer arietinum (chickpea), 1316 nucleotides long. RefSeq names its product protein MET1, chloroplastic. Gene Ontology annotation, molecular function: protein binding. The record is from RefSeq and is a predicted model, not a curated record. Lineage: Eukaryota; Viridiplantae; Streptophyta; Magnoliopsida; Fabales; Fabaceae.